Molecule: messenger RNA, 4431 nt
Organism: Toxotes jaculatrix (banded archerfish)
Lineage: Eukaryota; Metazoa; Chordata; Actinopteri; Toxotidae
Gene: vasnb
Product: vasorin b
Exons: 3
Coding region: 420-2501 (693 amino acids)
Molecular function (GO): protein binding
Source: RefSeq, a predicted model, not a curated record
CAAGCUGCAAGGUGAGUUGUGUGCUGCUCUCCGGUCUGUGCAGGAGUGCGCGCUGCAGCCGUGCGCCUCGCCCCUCCCAUCCCUCCGCUUAAACUCUCCUCUGUGCUCACCAAUAAAGCGCUUUUUGUCCAGGGAGUCAGCACUUGAGCGCAUUCCUUGACGUGGAGGUUGGUGUACCUCUCCAAGGAUUUGAUGAAGACCGUGUAAGUUUAAUAGGUACAUAGAGACUUUUUUUAGAGAGCGCAAAUUCGGGAAAACUACGAGGUCUGGAGUUAUAUCGCUGAACUGCUUCACUUGGAUAAAGACCCAAGCGCGACUGCGCUCCCAACUUUACUUCUUCGAAGUUCGGGGGAAGGAAAACUUGAAAUCAAGAAAAGUGGAGCAGGAGUAGAGGAGGAAGCUUCUUCACUGGGCUGAGCAUGGAGAGAGAAAGAGUCUGCACCAUGAAGGUCUUUCUCACUCCACUGAUGCCCUUGCUACUCCUCCUCAUCCUUCCUGAUGGCAUCUCUUCCAGUGACUGCCCAAAGGAUUGCUCCUGUUCCAUACCAGAAUCCAUCUUAUGUUACCAGAGACACUCUUCUACCAUUCCCAAGGGAGUGCCUCCAUUCACAAAAAGUCUCUACCUCUUUGCCAAUGGCAUUGAGAGCUUGACAGCUGAGGACUUUGAUGGUAUGGAGAACCUGGAAAUGCUGGACCUCAGUCAAAACAAACUGACUGAACUUCCUGAUAGGGUGUUUGAGCCCUUGACGUCAUUGAGAAACCUGGAUCUGUCAUCCAACCAGAUAACCCACAUUUCAAAGGAAUGUUUCCAGGGUAUGGCACUGCUAGAGCGCCUUUAUCUGUAUAGUAAUCUUAUCAAGACCAUCCACCCUGCAGCCUUUAAUGGCUUGGAGCACCUGCUGGAACUCAAAAUGCAGGGCAACCAGUUGACAUCCCUGCCUGCUCUCUCAAUGCCCCGACUGCUGCUGCUGGACCUACGCUUCAACGUCUUACCCACCUUGGGUCCUUCAGACCUCCAGACCCCAAACCUGGAGUCACUCAGAUUGGGUGGUGUGGGGCUCACCAGCCUGAAUAAGGAGCUCAUAGGUAGUCUGAAGAACCUCCAUGAACUGGACAUUUCAGGAAACCAGCUUGAGUCCUUCCCCUCAGUGCUAAGGGAGAUCCAGGGGCUGAUUCACCUCAGCCUGGCUGGGAACCCAAUGGGUCCUAUUAAGGUUCAGGACCUUCAGAACCUUGGGGAGUUGCAGGAGUUGGACAUCAGCAGCCUCAGUCUACAGGGCCUCCCCGAAGAGUUCUCCCAGUUCUUCCCCCACCUCAGAAAACUCACAGUAGCAGAGAACCCCUUCAACUGCCUCUGCACCUUAGCGUGGUUUCCAAGAUGGCUGAGAGCUCAGAGCAUCACCCUGGAGAGAACAGAGGAGACCCGCUGCCAUUUCCCACCAAUCAAUUCUGGAAAGGUAUUGGAAAGACUGGAGCACAGGGAUUUUGGCUGUCCUACCACGACUACAGUCACCACUAGUACUGUCAAAACUACUACUUCCCUGCCUGUUCCUGUCACUACUUUGCCAAGUACUACUAGAGCUAUUCCAGUCCCCAGGGCUAGUGACGAUCCCACAGACAAAGAUGGUGACUUUGCCUUGGCCCCUGUUCCUGCAUCGCCCAGUAGCAGCAGCAUGGACCAAGGAGAGGACCAGCAUUUCUGUCCCUCUCACACGUGUCUGAAUGGGGGUACUUGUCGUUUGGACCAGCGCGGUCAGGUAGAGUGUACUUGUCCACAUGGCACUUCUGGCAUGUAUUGUGAAGUCCAAAAGAAAGACCCGCCUUCACCGCCUGAAGCUGCAAUCCCCAUGGCAACUGUGGCUCCAGAUGCACCAGACAUCAGCUCACAUGAAGUAACAGCAACCUCAAUCCUGGUGGACCUUCACCGCUACAUUGAAAUGCGGCCUUACAUCCGUGGAAUUCGCCUAACUUACCGCAAUCUCUCUGGGCCAGACCGCAGGCCAAUUCAACUCAGCCUGCCUGCAACCUUCCCAGAAUAUAGACUCAGGGGUCUGAAGCCUAACUCCACUUACACUGUGUGUGCUAGUCCACUAGGUGCUCCUAGUGGCAUAGACAGUGUCUGCACUGAGGCCCAUACGGCCCCUGAAAUCAUCAGUAGCCCUGAUGCACAGGUUACUGACCCAAGGCUGACCACUAUGCUGGUACCUGCAGUUGCCAUCUUGCUGCUGCUGGUACUGAUUGCAAUAGGAGUGGGAGUGGUAUGCUAUCUUCGCAGAAAGAGGACCAAAGGCCACUUGGACCUAGACUGUGAGCCCUCCCAGGUGGAGCUGGAUGGAGUUAAGGCUGGUUUGGACAAUGGGGCACUGCCUCAAAAACAGCCCCAAAUUAUGAUCCCUGAACCUGCUGUUCAGAAUGGCAAUCUGGAAUAUGAGGUGUUGCUACUACAGGAUCACUGUACAUCAAAUAACAAUAUGUCUUCACACAAGCCCUCCUACUUUUGACACCUGAUGUUGAUUACUCAGACCAAAAGGAGUAUUUUCAUUCUUCAGCUCUGUUUUUGUCCACUAGUGAAAUACAGAGCAGCAGCAACCGCUGUUGUGAAAGUGGAGGACACAAUAAGCAAGUCAACCAGCAAAGGAGAAACUGGACAUAUAUUUAAGUCAAUGCCCUGUGGUUGUCUAAGUAGACAUUAAAUGAGUUCAGAAACAUUUGUUUGGACAUCAGAAAGCAUUGAAAGUGCCUCUACGCCAUUUAAAUGCUACAUCCUGCUUCAAAAAUAUUUCUUCACUCAUACUGCUGGACUGGCAACCUCUCAGCUUCCAAGCUAUGAUGCUAGGACUGAUGAUGUGUUGUCAUUGGCUGAAACCUUGGGUUAAGGGACACAGUGACCCCUUGCCUUCCUUUAUUUGAUGAUAAAGGAGUGUGCAUUGAAAUGGGGUUGUGCUGCCUUUUUGCCAUCACAACAGCCCAGCUAUACACUAUCAGCAAUUGUUUUUGCUGCAUGUUGUAACUCAGUACUACCCCAAAGAGAUCAGUGCUUGCUGUGAAUGACUUUUAAGACACCAAAUGAAGUCGUGCAGAGAAAAUAUCUGAUGCUUGUAUUGCUUUAUUUGGCUCUCAAACUCUUGUGAUUUUUGCUUUGUUUUGUUUUCUAUGUAUGUCUAUGUAUUUUUUUGUACCUGUCUGUAUAUUUUAUUGUGCAACAUUGUGACUGUUAACAGCCCUCAAUACCAUCUACCCCCCACCUCUUGUGACUAACAGACUAAACAGCAGAUUAAAAUCUUUGAAGAUUAAAACUCGUUUGGUACCAGCAAAGUCAAUCAAAGGGCUUUGCCCCCAGAACGUCAGACAGUCUAAGUAGAUGUGAGUCUGGACAGACUCAAGACUAAAUCCCCCUUCUCCAUUCUGAAGCUCUCGGCCUGCUUUGCCAUCACAAAGGGAGAAGGUAAGCAGGAUUACAAAAGGUAAAGAGAGAAGAAGUUGACUGAAUGCCUUCUGUUUCAGCGCUGCACUGAGUUUCACCUAGUUUAGAGUUCGCCUUAAUUACAGUAAACACUUGCAAAUACACCACAGCAAAAGAGAACUUAAAAGACUUUAUUUAUUCUUUAUAUACCCUGCAAGGGAAACUCUGUUUUAUCCCUCAACCAUAAUUCAUGUACAACAUGCUACUUGGCCUGGCCCACAACAAGCAAAGCAAAUAGUGGUUGUGUAUUGUGUUUCUCAAGAGUAAAAAUAGCCUGCUCGGCAUAAUGCUGUUCACAAUUUCUCCUUGGCAAGAAGUGUCCCAGUUUUGCUUACUUGCACCUAACCAGACUAUGGAAAGGCCAAACGCACAGCAUGGUGUUUAUAUUGUUGUGUAGAGUACAAUGAGACAAAAGUGGAAGAUUCACUGGAAGGUUAUUAUGCAGGCAGAGUGCUGAGAUCCAAAUCUGUGAAUACUCAAAGUAACCUUUUGUGUGUGUGUGUGUUGUAUGUGUGUGUCUCUGUCUGUGUGAGUGUGUGUCUAUUCUGUGAUAAUGCAAGUACAUGUUCUGACCUGUACAAAGAGCUGCAGACAUCAAGUUACUAUCAGUCACCCCCUCUAUGUGCCCGCAUGCCUAGGAGUACAUUAAGCCCCAAACAACUCUACCAAUAGACAAACACACCAAAGACACAUCUGUGAAUGUCUGCAAAGUUACCUACAGUAUUUCCACAAUUAACAGUUCCAUGCUAACAAAAUUCCCCAGAACCCACAAAAAAAAUCAAGCAAUGCAACUGGAAUAUUUGUCUGUAAAAUAGAAUACAUUGAAGAUAACCACAAUUAUUUUCGAUGUGAUUGUUAAUUUUUCCCUGUUUAUUUUGGGAAGCUCUGUGUUCAUUGUUUUUUUUUAAUUCUGUGAACUUAUUUGUACAAGUGGAAAAAGUGAUAUUAUCAUUAAAUGAAUAUCCGAA